AUGUUAUCGAAACGACUAUUUCCUUAUUCCAAUUUGUUCCCACGUCUGAGAAAAUAUAAAUUUAUUGUAUAUUUUAUAAUAUGUUUGACAAUAAUAAUUCUGGCAUUAGGAGUAUAUUUGUAUAGUAUACCAAUAGUUUCACCAAAUCAACCUCAAUGUGAUAUGGUUUGGAUGUCACCUUCUUAUGCACGAAUACGAGCAUUUGAUGAAACUCAUACUAAAUAUGCAUCCAAAUAUAAUCUAUAUUUAUAUCGUGAACAAGAUGUUGAUAAGAUGCCCAACGAGAAUGAAAAUGAAGACGGAAAUGAGGGGUUUACUUCAUUAGAUGGUAUACCAGCAUUAUUUAUUCAUGGUAAUGCUGGUAGUUUUGAACAAGUUAGAUCUAUAGCUGCCCGUUGUUCAGAAAUGUAUUACAAUGAUGGUAGAUUUAAAGAGAAAUAUCCUCAUGCAAGAAAUAUUGAUUUUUUUACAGCAGAUUUUAAUGAAGAAUUGAGUGCUUUUAAAGGAUUACGUGAUCAAGUUGAAUAUGUGACUCAAGCCAUUUCAUUUAUUGUUGAUUUAUAUCCACAAAAUCCUAAUAGAAAUAUUAUAUUGAUUGGUCAUUCAAUGGGUGGACUUGUAGCUAGAAUUGCGGCUUCAAGACAACAACAUGAAAGUAAUGUUGAUAUUAUUCUUACAUUGGCAACACCACAUUCUGAUCCAUUUCCUUGGUUACCGAAAACAUCAGAUUUCCCUGAUGAAGUAGGAUUAAUAUCAAUUUAUCUGCUGGUUGAUUUGAUGGUACCUCCACUGGUUGUAACUCCAAAAAGUAAAAGUGAUCAUUUUUUCAGUGUUGAUGCAGCAAAAUUGUUGGGGGUACCUAUAGAUCAUCAAGGAAUAGUAUGGUGUGGUCAAUUGAGAGAAAAAUUAUCAGAAGCAUUAAUUGGAAUAAGUGGAUUAAAUACAUUACAAGAUAGAAUGAAAGUAUUUAAAAAAAUAUUUUCUGGAGAUAGAAAAGAAUUGGGUCCAACACCAAUAUUUGGAUUAGCAAAAUUGAAAUUGAAAUUAUUACAAAGUUGGGUACAUUUAUUAAGUUUAACAAUAUUUGCAUUAAAAUGGACGAUAAUUGUAUUGGCAAUAAUUCAAUUACGUAAAGUAUAUACAAAAUUUAACAACCCUCCACCCACACACUAG
Candida albicans SC5314 is the source of this 1173-nucleotide messenger RNA. RefSeq lists its product as uncharacterized. The record is from RefSeq and is a predicted model, not a curated record. Gene Ontology annotation, molecular function: phosphatidylinositol deacylase activity. Lineage: Eukaryota; Fungi; Ascomycota; Pichiomycetes; Serinales; Debaryomycetaceae. The transcript has a single exon. The coding region runs from base 1 to 1173 and encodes 390 amino acids. Gene Ontology annotation, cellular component: endoplasmic reticulum. Gene Ontology annotation, biological process: endoplasmic reticulum to Golgi vesicle-mediated transport; GPI anchor metabolic process.